AAUAAAUACGAAGCUGUGACAGCGCGAGCUUGCUGAAGGCGACCAAAGCUAUAUCUGUAAAUUGUAUAUACUGAAUUAUUAUAUAUAUUCUUCAAAAUGCCUGCUGUUGGAAUUGACCUCGGGACCACAUAUUCGUGUGUCGGAGUUUUUCAACAUGGAAAAGUCGAAAUUAUUGCAAACGAUCAAGGAAAUCGAACUACGCCAAGUUAUGUUGCUUUCAACGAUACGGAAAGACUCAUUGGGGAUGCAGCGAAAAACCAAGUGGCGAUGAAUCCAGCGAACAGUGUUUUCGACGCCAAGAGACUCAUUGGACGAAAAUUCACCGAUUCAACAGUACAAAGUGACAUGAAACACUGGCCUUUCGAAGUCAUCAAUGAAGGAGGAAAACCGAAAAUCAAUGUGGAAUACAAAGGCGAACAGAAGAAAUUUUUCCCAGAAGAAAUCAGUUCUAUGGUACUGACCAAAAUGAAAGAAACUGCUGAGGCAUAUUUGGGUACACCGAUAAAGGACGUGGUAGUUACGGUGCCUGCCUAUUUCAACGAUUCUCAACGCCAAGCCACAAAAGACGCCGGUACUAUUGCUGGUUUAAAUGUCUUGAGAAUUAUCAACGAGCCAACAGCUGCAGCGAUCGCUUACGGUCUAGACAAGAAAUCGGGUUCUGAGAGAAGCGUAUUGAUAUUCGAUCUGGGAGGUGGCACGUUUGACGUCAGCGUUUUAUCUAUCGAUGACGGAAUCUUUGAAGUAAAAUCAACUAGAGGCGAUACUCAUCUUGGCGGUGAAGAUUUUGAUAACCGAAUGGUAAAUCACUUCAUUCAAGAAUUCAAGCGAAAAUAUAAGAAAGACCCUUCUGGCAACAAACGAGCAUUGCGUCGACUUCGCACUGCUUGUGAAAGAGCAAAGCGUACACUCUCAUCUUCAACACAAGCAAAUAUCGAAAUCGAUUCACUCUUCGAAGGUGUUGAUUUCUACAGUUCAAUUACCAGAGCGAGAUUUGAAGAACUUUGUUCUGAUCUUUUCCGAGGAACAUUGGAUCCGGUCGAACAAGCCUUGCGAGAUGCGAAAAUAGAUAAAAGCAAAAUCGAUGAAAUUGUUCUUGUUGGAGGAUCGACCAGAAUACCGAAGAUUCAAAAACUUCUUCAAGAUUUCUUCAACGGAAAAGAACUCAACAAAUCCAUAAAUCCGGACGAAGCUGUUGCAUAUGGAGCCGCAGUACAGGCAGCCAUCCUGUCUGGUGACAAAUCUGAUGAGGUCAAAGAUCUUCUUUUGUUGGAUGUUGCGCCAUUGUCACUUGGAAUUGAAACGGCUGGUGGAGUAAUGACAGCGUUAGUGAAACGCAACACAACGAUCCCGUCGAAACAAACACAGGUCUUCACCACGUACGCAGAUAACCAACCUGGCGUUCUCAUCCAAGUUUAUGAAGGUGAACGUGCGAUGACGAAAGACAACAACCUGUUGGGAAAGUUUGAUCUAACUGGCAUUCCUCCGGCUCCGAGGGGUGUUCCACAAAUUGAAGUGACCUUCGAUAUCGACGCAAACGGGAUUAUGAACGUAUCUGCUGUUGACAAGAGCACCGGACGUGAAAACAAAAUCACAAUCACAAAUGACAAAGGCCGUUUGAGCAAAGAGGAAAUCGAGAAAAUGGUGAACGAUGCCGAAAAGUACAAGGAAGCAGACGACAAAGAGAAAGAUCGUAUUCAAGCGAAGAAUGGUCUUGAAUCGUACACUUAUCAUGUCAAAGCUUCAGUUGAAGACGAAAAAAUCAAAGAGAAAAUUUCCGAAGAGGACAAAAAGACAAUUCUCGACAAAUGUGGGGAAAUUAUUACGUGGCUCGACAAUAAUCAAAACGCUGAGAAAGACGAGUAUGAUUACCAACAAAAAGAACUCGAGAAAGUUACGAAUCCUAUUCUGACAAAACUGCACCAGGCCGGAGGGCCUGCGCCCGGAGGGGUUCCACCACAAGGGGCUUCGGAUCAGCCUGGUGCUGGCGGUCCAACAAUCGAAGAAGUUGAUUAAUCGUUAUCUUUUGUUAUAUAAAAAUAUUCUUUGAUUGGCAUAAAUACUUUAACACUGCGUUUUCUUCUAUACUGCUCGAAUUAUAUUUAGAGUUUGUCUUCUUUUUUUGCUGUUUUGUUAAAUUUGUGCUCGAUAAAUAUUGACAUGUUGCUUUUUCAUGUUUGCACGAUUGAGUAUUAAAAGUUAUAAUGAAAAUUGUGAAAUUGCUAGUCUAUGUCAGAAUAUUUGUAUAAAAAAAAUG
Styela clava is the source of this 2254-nucleotide messenger RNA. RefSeq names its product heat shock cognate 71 kDa protein-like. The record is from RefSeq and is a predicted model, not a curated record. Gene Ontology annotation, molecular function: ATP-dependent protein folding chaperone; ATP binding. NCBI's taxonomy places the organism in Eukaryota, Metazoa, Chordata, Ascidiacea, Stolidobranchia, Styelidae.